CAAGACAAGACCGCUGCCGCCGAAUUUAAAGAGACAGUCGAUAGUUAUUUUAAAUAUGAUAAACGGCAACCAUUGUCCCCUUUAGCUUAUUUCCCGACGCUUCUUGUCUCGGCUUGUUUUAAAUCGAUGGUGAUGUUUAAACAAAGUCGCGGCGAGUAGCAGCUUGUCUGUCAUCACCCUCCACUCUGCUGGGUUUUCCGUCCUCUUUUCUGCUGCUGUGCCGAGACUGUCCAGCCAGGCAAAGUAGGGCUGCUUGCUUGCUGGCAGGCUGGCUUCCCGACCGAGAGGAAGGUUUGUCGGCUAGCCAACAACUGGAGGUACACCGAAGGCUUUCCCUCUCUCAAGUUGUGGUGUUUGGUAGUGGCUCCCUCCCCCGUGUCGCCGGGAUAAUGGCGAAGAUUCAGGCACACAGCACCGCGAAGCAAAUAAACCAAAUUCAAGACAAGCCUUACGUUAUAACACAAAAGCAAGUGCAGCAGCAGCACUUCCAGAAGCUGAAGGUGGAAGAUGCCUUGUCAUAUCUGGACCAAGUCAAGAUUCGUUUUGCAAACGAUCCUGGCAUAUACAACAAGUUUCUUGACAUCAUGAAAGAGUUCAAGUCACAAAGCAUUGACACACCGGGGGUGAUAAAUCGUGUGUCACAACUCUUCCAUGGACACCCGGACCUAGUUUUAGGCUUCAACGCCUUCCUACCACCAGGCUAUCGGAUAGAAGUCCCCAAAAAUGGAGUGGCUUUCCUCCAGUCUCCAUUCUCUACACAGGUUUCCCCCACUCAGCAGGGGAAGAGUGUCACCACCUCUGCUGUAACAGCCACCUCAGGUAGUGCCUCUGCUGCCAGCGUUGAAGCCGGACCUGCCCAGACCAGUGAAGUCAAGGCGGCCUCAGCAGAGUCCCUAUCUUCGUCAACUUCAGUAGGACCUCCAGAGCCUCCCAACAGACUUUCCCUUCCCUUGACGAGCAGAGAGAGCCAGAAUCAGGCAACCACCUCAUCCGUGUCCCCACCUGCUUCAGAGACAAGUCCCGUAGAGUUUGACAGUGCCAUCAGCUAUGUAAACAAGAUCAAAAACCGUUUUCUGGACCACCCAGAGAUUUACAGAGCCUUCCUAGAGAUUCUUCAUACAUAUCAGAAAGAGCAACUGGAGGUGAAGGAGAGCCGUGGCAGUCGAGGCAGCAGUGGGAUGACGGAAGACGAGGUGUUUUCUAAGGUUGCCAGUCUCUUCAAGGGACAAGAAGACCUGCUGGCUGAGUUUGGACAAUUCUUGCCUGACGCUAAGAGAUCACUGUUCACAGGGAGCUCGUUGACUGGAGGGAAAGAGCAGCUGAAAAGGCCGGAGGAAGAGGACACGAUAACCAAACAGAACAAAAAGAGGCCCAGACCCAUACUACUGCAGCACAUGUCUCCACUACUCAAGAAAAAAAUGAAGUAUUCGUGUACCAAAGAUCAGUCCUUUGCUUCAGUUGGCAAACAUGGAGUCUUACGGGAAUUCUCCUUCUUUGAUAAGGUUCGUCGCCUGUUUAAAAGCCAGGAAGUGUAUGAGAACUUCCUGCGCUGCAUCGCCUUGUUUAACCAGGAAGUAGUUUCGGGAGCUGAGCUGCUACAACUAGUCACUCCUUUCCUGGGGAAGUUUCCUGAACUGUACACACAGUUCAAGUCAUUUCUGGGGGACAAAGAGCUCUCUCAUGCUGUGUCAGGGCUGUCGGAUCGCUACAUGGAGGGGGGAGGGGGCAGGGAGGUGGAUUACGCCUCCUGCAAGCGCCUGGGGUCCAGCUACAGAGCACUGCCCAAGACCUACCAGCAGCCUAAAUGCAGCGGGCGCACUGCCCUAUGCAAGGAGGUGUUGAACGACACCUGGGUGUCAUUUCCCUCCUGGUCAGAGGACUCCACCUUCGUCAGUUCGAAGAAGACUCCUUAUGAGGAGCAGUUGCAUCGCUGUGAGGAUGAAAGAUUUGAGCUGGACGUCGUUCUAGAGACGAACUUGGCCACCAUCAGGGUGUUAGAGAGUGUCCAGAAGAAACUGUCCCGCCUUUCACCCGAGGACCAGGACCGGUUCAGAUUAGACGACUGCCUGGGCGGUACCUCUGAGGUCAUCCAGCGUCGUGCUGUUUAUCGGAUCUAUGGUGACAAAGCCCCCGAGAUCAUUGAGGGACUGAAGAGGAGUCCCGCCACCGCUGUGCCUGUGGUGCUCAAGAGGUUGAAAGCCAAGGAAGAGGAAUGGAGAGAGGCCCAGCAGGGUUUCAAUAAGAUCUGGAGGGAGCAGUAUGAGAAGGCUUACCUGAAGUCCCUCGACCACCAAGGAGUCAACUUCAAACAGAAUGACAUGAAGGCCCUGCGGUCAAAGAGUCUUCUCAAUGAGAUUGAAAGCGUCUAUGAUGAGCGUCAGGAGCAGAGCACAGAAGAGGGCGGUGUUGGCCAGCAGGGUCGCAACGGUUCUGGCUCGGCUUCAUCCAGCGAGCCUCACAUGGUGUUUAGAUACGAGGACAAACAGAUCCUGGAGGACGCCGCCUCGCUCAUCAUCUACCAUGUCAAGCGUCAGCCCACCAUCCACAAAGACGACAAGGACCACAUCAAGCGCAUUAUCCAGCACUUUGUCCCCGACCUGUUCUUCUCCCGCCGCGGCGAGCUCAGCGACACAGAAGACUGGACAGAUGAGGAGGCCGAGCCUGAAGAGGGAGGAGAGAGAGGAGAGAGAGGAGAGAGAGGCGAGAGAGGAGAGAGAGGAGAGAGAGGAGAGAGAGGAGGAAGUGGAGCGCCAGCAGCAGCACCGGGAGGAGGAAACGGCAACGCUAACAAUGCAUCUGGAGUAGCAGCAGCCAUAGGUAGUCAGUCUCAACCUCAACCUCCACAGUCACAGUCCCAGAGCCAGACCCAGUCCCAACCACAGCAGCAGCUGAAUGGUGAGUCCAGACGGAGGCGCUGCAGCCCAUCCCAACCUGCAGACACUGAGGCGUCCACCACAUCCAGUAGCACGAGCCAGCCCACAGCGACCAGCGGAUCCACGCCUGGAUCCACACCCAUGGAGACGAGCUCAGGUGCAGCCGGGGAGAAGGUGGACCUGCGCGACCCUGAAGCAGAGCACCAGAAGGAGCUGGACGGUGUCUACAAUCUUUUCUUCGUCAACAACAACUGGUAUUUCUUCUUGCGGCUGCACCAGACUCUGUGCUCGAGGUUGCUGCGGGUUUACCGACAGGCAGAGCGGCAGCUGCUGGAGCACCGAGCGGAGCAGAGCAGAGAGAGGCUGCUGAUGGCGGAGGGAAGGAGGGAAAAAGCAUGUGACCUCGCCAUGGAGCUCCGCCUCAAACAGCCCAGUGAGGUGGAGUUGGAGGAGUACUACCCAGCCUUCCUGGAUAUGGUGCGUAGCCUGCUGGAUGGCAAUCUGGACUCAACACAGUAUGAAGACACACUGAGAGAGAUGUUCACCAUUCACGCCUACAUUGGUUUCACCAUCGAUAAGGUCAUUCAUAACAUCAUUCGGCAGCUGCAGCACCUAGUGAGCGACGAGGUGUGUCUGCAGGUGGUUGAUCUUUACUUGGCUGAGAGGAAGAGAGGGGCAGCAGGGGGGAACCUCUCCUCGCAGUGCGUCAGAGCGGCCUGGGAGACGAGCUACCAGUGGAAAGCCGAGAGAGUCAUGGCUGAAGAGAACUGCUUCAAGGUGAUGUUUAUUCAGAACAAGGGUGAUGUGACAAUGACCAUCGAGCUCCUGGACACUGAGGAGGCUCAGGCUGACGACCCGUUAGAUGUACAGUGUUUGUCCAGCUACAUGGAGCAGUUUGUAGGAACAGAGUCCAGUCUGUGUUCUCAAGCAGAGGGCUACUUCUUCAAACCUGUAUUUCUGCCCAGGAACCUGCGUCGUUUCCGUCGCUGGCAGGUGCAGCAGGUGGAGGCGAUGCGCUGCAGGAGAGAGUGGCACCGCCAGCUUGGCGUGGAGAAUGCCGGGAGCCUGGACUGUCGCUUUAAACUCAACACGCACAAGAUGGUGUUUGUCAUGAACUCUGAGGACUACAUGUACCGCAGAGGGGCUCUGGUCAAGGCCAGAAAGUCGCAGCACAGAGUGGCGGUGAACCAGCACGAACGCUUCGACAAGUGGCACCAGGGCUGGCUGGCCAAUCACGUGACGGCCUCGGCUGAUCGCUCGGUGCAGAAUUGGCUAAUGGGCGAGGAGGAAGAGGACAUGAUCCCCUGCAAGACGACCUGCCUGUCGACUGAGGUGAAAGGUCAGACGGUCAACAGAUACCAAGUUCAUUACAGCGGUAGCAAAGCGCCCGCCUCUCCGUAGAGGCCUGCACAGAGACAGGACGUACAGGACACACACCCACAGGUAAAUGCAUGGACGUACAGGACAUUCAUACACUAAACACAGACAUACAGCUGCAGUCCACUUCUCCACCUUCCUCCACAACACUCAUUCACUUUCAGCCGUGGAUGAAGAAACUGGCAGAGACACAGUGCAGACUCUGGACUGUGAACAGUGAGUCAGUGAAUGAGUGCACAGUGAGAGGAGUGAUGUCGUGGAGAACAAAAAACAAAAAAGGACCAAGACAGGCGGUAACGUAAUCAGCGAGCGUUAAACUCAGAAUGAGUCGGACACGACGGCACAAAACGGAGGUCAUCACCCUCAGCAUCCUCGUUCUAGCUUCUUCGGUGGCACUAAGAGCUGAUAAGACUGAUGGACGGAGACGGUUGAUCAGGCGACAAGUUUAUGAGAUCAUGGAGUUUGUUUCAGAAAUGUGAAUGUCUGUUUCUUUCUUUCUUUCUUUCUUUCUUUUUUUUUUUAAAGUCAAGUGUAGUUUUUAGCUUCUAAAGCCAGAGAGCCUUCUGCUUGUUGGUUGAUUUAUAUGGAGAGAUAAUGGUAAACGUGUGUAUGUAUGUGUAUUCUGCUCUUUUCAUUUUGUCUGUUUGUAUGCCCAGUACAGGCUCCACAGCUCUAGUAAUUACAUUAUUACUGUAUGUGCAUAUAUACAACAGAGUUUUUAUAUAUGCAUCUACAUGAGUCGAUUGAUACAUCUAAAGAUCACGUGGUUAUUUACAGUGUGUGCUGUCAGCCAACUCUUGAUGUUUGCAUUUUGGAGGUUUCUUUUUGUACUUUUUCCCUUUUUUUUGUUGUUGUAGCUAAACAAGUUAUCACCAGGGCAACAAGGAGUCCUUAAAAUGAAUUGGUUUAAUAUUGAUAAAGCAAAUUAUGUAUCAUAUUCAUGAUUUCACCAAAUGUUUACUUUGCAUCGUCUUUUUUUUUUCUUUUGCAUACUGACAUUGAAAAUGAAAGCAAAAUAUCAGUGUUAAAAUAGAAUGUAUAACAUUUAUCCUGUAUCAGUUAUCAUAAAAUAAACAACCUAGUUGUGAC
Scomber japonicus (chub mackerel) is the source of this 5339-nucleotide messenger RNA. It is a transcript of the gene sin3b, whose product is annotated as SIN3 transcription regulator family member B. Bases 390 to 4274 code for a protein of 1294 amino acids. Gene Ontology annotation, molecular function: transcription corepressor activity. The transcript has 19 exons. Gene Ontology annotation, biological process: negative regulation of transcription by RNA polymerase II. The record is from RefSeq and is a predicted model, not a curated record. NCBI's taxonomy places the organism in Eukaryota, Metazoa, Chordata, Actinopteri, Scombriformes, Scombridae. Gene Ontology annotation, cellular component: chromatin.